Molecule: messenger RNA, 4318 nt
Organism: Pipra filicauda (Wire-tailed manakin)
Lineage: Eukaryota; Metazoa; Chordata; Aves; Passeriformes; Pipridae
Gene: FHOD1
Product: formin homology 2 domain containing 1
Exons: 21
Coding region: 43-4077 (1344 amino acids)
Biological process (GO): actin filament network formation; cortical actin cytoskeleton organization
Cellular component (GO): cytoskeleton; cytoplasm
Molecular function (GO): actin filament binding
Source: RefSeq, a predicted model, not a curated record
AGCGGCGGCGCUCGGGGCCGCGGCGGCGGCGGGGCCGUGGCCAUGGGGGAGCCGGCGGAGGCGGCGGAGGCGGCCGUGCCCUGCCGGGUGCAGUACCUGGAGGAUGCGGAUCCCUUCGGCUGCGGCAGCUUCCCGGAGCCCCGGCGAGCCCCGGUUUAUGCCGUGGAGGAGGCGCUGGCCCUCGGGGCGCAGCUGCCCGCGCUGCAUCGCCUGCUCGGGGCCCCGCUGCCGCUGGAGGACUGCACGCUGCAGGUCUCACCCUCUGGACACUACCUGGACCUUGACUUGUCCCUGCUGGAGCAGAAGGAUGAUCUGGAGGGUUUCUACGAGGAGGUCAGGAAGGGGAGACGGCCGACCCUGAUCCUGCGCACGCAGCUCUCCGUCCGAGUCCACGCCAUCAUCGAGAAGCUGUACAACUCUCAGGGGCCGGAGCUGCGGCGAUCCCUCUUCUCCCUGAAGCAGCUCUUCCAGGAGGACAAGGACCUGGUGCCCGAGUUUGUGAACCUGGAUGGGUUGACGUGCCUGAUCAAAGUGGGGGCAGAGGCCGACCAGAACUACCAGAAUUACAUCCUCCGGGCCUUGAGCCAGAUCAUGCUCUUUGUGGACGGGAUGCAGGGUGUCAUCAACCACAACGAGACUGUCCAGUGGCUGUACACGCUGUCGGGAAGCCCAUUUCGCCUGGUGGUGAAGAUGGCACUGAAGCUGCUCCUGGUGUUCGUGGAGUACACAGAGCCCAAUGCCCUGCUCCUCAUCCGUGCUGUCAAUGCCGUGGACCAGGCGAGAGGUGCCUGUCCGUGGUCCAACCUGAUGGCCAUCCUGAAGCAACGCCACGGGGCUGACACGGAGCUGCUGGUGUUCACCAUGACACUCAUCAACAAGACGCUGGCAGCCCUCCCGGACCAGGACACCUUCUAUGACGUGACUGACUGCCUGGAGCAGCAGGGCAUGGAGCACGUGGUGCAGGAGUACCUGGGCAGCAAGGGCACCGACCUCGACUUGAAGCAGCAGUUCACACUCUACGAAAGUGCUCUCAAGCUGGAGGAUGGCGUGGAAGAGCCGCCCUCGGGGGGACGCAAGGAGAGGAGGAGGACAGACGAGGGCCGGCGCGGGUGGCGGUCCCAGAGCGGCUGCCCAGAGCCCAGUGCUGAUGCCCAGUCCCUUCUGGAGUCCCCUGGCACUCCAAAGGAGCCCCCAGCUGAGGACACCCCAGAUAUCCCCUCACCGAGCAGCCCAGCAGAACCCUGUCCCAGCAGCACCUACAGCAGCGCGUCCAGCGUGCGGCUGGCCCUGGCCUCCCCCCCGGCCGAGAAGGAGCAGCCCCCGGGCCCAGGAGAGCGCAGUGUUUACAAAGCUCGCUUUUUGGAGAACCUGGCUGCAGCCCAGAAGGAGAAGAUCUCUUCCAUGGCCAAGGGGCGGCUCGACGUCCUCGGUGAUGCUGCACUGGAGCAUCCUGCUGUUCCUGCGUGGGAAAGAGACAGUGGCACCUCUGAUUCCGGGAUGGAGCCACCCAGCAUAAGAUCUCGCCUGGCUCGGUCUGAUGCCACCGACUCCUGCAGCACCAUCUCCUCUGACACCAAGUUUAUGCUGGACAUGCUCUAUGCCAAGGGCUCCUCAGAGCCAGGGAGGGAAAAGGUGUUCCCUGAGGUCCCUUCAUCCCCCCGGAUCCAGGGUGAGGCAGAGAUGAAUGCCAAGGGAGGUAGCAGCCAGGAGCAGGAGAGUGCCUGGCUCCGUGGCAGGGCUCCAGAUGGGCCAGUGGCCAGUGCCCACGCCAAGCUGGUACGUGCCAUGUCCAGCAUAGAUGCCGAGACCCACACGCAGAAGCUGGAGAACACCGGGAUGAUGCCCAUCAAGAAGGACAUGGAGCUGACAUGGGAGCGCCUGGAGGCCAGCCCCGUGCAGCUGAAGAUCAAGGACCUGGACUUCACUGAUCUGGGGGAGGAAGAAGAUUUUGACAUCCUGGACACAGGGCCAAUGGCCAAUGGCUCCUUCCUCCAUUCUGGCAUUACAGCAACAAGCGCUGGAACACUGAUGGCUCCCCCUCCACCUCCUGCCAUGCCUGGUUGCCCACCACCUCCACCUCCACCUCCUGCAAUCCCAGGUUGCCCACCACCACCACCUCCACCUCCUGCCAUCCCUGGUUGCCCACCACCUCCACCUCCUGUAGCCCCUGGCUGCCCACCCCCACCAGGGCUGUCAGGCCUCUCAGCAACAGAUGGCCCCUCCCAGGCCAAGAAGAAGAGGACAGUGAAGCUCUUCUGGAAGGAGCUGAAGCAGCUGGAUGGCACUGUAGGGCCAGGCAGGUUUGGCCAGGGGACACUGUGGGCAUCCCUGCAGAAUGUCGAGAUCAACACUGCAAAACUGGAGCAUCUCUUUGAGUCGCGGUCAAAGGAAGUGCCGGCUUCAAAGAAAGCUGUGGAUGGGAAGAAGGUCGUGGUGGUGCUGGACCCCAAGAGAAGCAACGCCAUCAACAUUGGCCUCACAGUGCUGCCACCCGUCCACAUCAUCAAGACUGCUGUCCUCAACUUUGACGAGUUUGCAGUCAAUAAGGAAGGGAUUGAGAAAAUCCUGACCAUGGUCCCAACUGAGGAGGAGAAGCAGAAGAUCCAGGAGGCCCAGUUGGCCAACCCUGACGUGCCCUUGGGCUCUGCAGAGCAGUUCCUGCUCGCCCUGUCUUCCAUCAGUGACCUCACGGCCAGACUCCAGCUCUGGGCCUUCAAGCUGGACUACGAGAGCCUGGAGCAGGAGAUUGCAGAGCCGCUCUUUGAUCUGAAGGUGGGCAUGGAGCAGCUGGCCAAAAAUCACACCUUCAAGUGCAUCCUGGCCACGCUGCUGGCCAUGGGCAACUUCUUGAAUGGUUCUCAGAGCAGAGGCUUUGAACUGGGCUACCUGGAGAAGGUCUCGGAAGUGAAGGACACUGUGCACCGGCAGUCCCUGCUCUACCAUCUCUGCCAGAUGGUGGUAGAGAAGUUCCCAGAAACCACUGAUCUCUACUCAGAGAUUGCCUCCAUCACCCGCUCCGCCAAGAUUGACUUUGAAGAGCUGGCCAACAGCCUGGUGCAGCUGGAGCGGAGGUGCAGGGCCUCCUGGGACAACCUGAAGGUGAUUGCCAAGCACGAGACCAAGCCGGUGCUGAAGACCAAGCUGACAGAGUUCCUCAAGGACAGCACCCAGCGCAUCGUCGUCUUGAAGGUGGUGCACAGGCGCGUCCUCAACAGGUUUCACUCCUUCCUGCUGUACCUGGGGUACCCGGCGAGCGCGGCGCGGGACGUGAAGGUGACGCCCAUCUGCAAACUGCUGCGGGAGUUCGCCCUGGAGUACCGCACCUGCCGCGAGCGCGUCCUGCAGCAGCACAAGAAACGCGCCGCCCACCGCGAGCGCAGCAAGACCCGCGGGCGGCUCAUCACCGAGACAGAGAAGUUCUCUGGCAUCGCCGAGGCCGUUUUGCCACCCGCCGUGGUGUCCAGCAGCCCCAAGGAGCAGAUGGAAGCGGGUCACGAGAGCAUGAAGAGUGUACUGACCUCCCCCGUGGAUAUCCCUGCCCGCCGCAGCCGGGCCAGCCAGGGAACAGGGCAUUCCACCCCAACCCAGGGCUCCUCGGCCCAGGAGGACGUUCCCAGCUCCCCAGACGAUGCUUCGGAUGAAAUCAUGGACCGGCUGGUGAAAUCGGUGACUCACAAUGCCAACCCCCGGCCCUGCACCAACAGGGAGCGCAGGAGGUCCCGUGGCAAUAGGAAGUCCUGUAAGUUCCAUCUCUGUCCCCAUGCACUGGCCCUGUACUCUGUCCCUGUCCCAUGUCAGUGUCCCUGCCCAGAUGCUUUUUCCUACCUCUGUGUCCCUGUCCCCUUACCAUCUCCCAUUUCUUUGGCCCUGUCCCCGUGCCCUGUCCCAUCUCUAUAUCUCUCUUCCCAUGCUCUGCCCAGUCCCUGCACUCUAUCUCAUCUCUGUCCUUGUCCCCGUCCUCUGUCCCAUCUCCACGUCUCUGUGCUCUGUCCCCGUGACUUGUCCUAUUUCUGUGUCCUUGUUCCCACACCCUGCCUGGCUCCUUCCCCACGGGCCACCGGUGACCUGCCAUGCUGAGCCCACCAGGCCAUAGCAGGAUGUACCCUGAGACCAACCCAUGCCACUGCACCCCAUUGCCACUCUCCCCAGUAUGCCAGGGCCGCCCUGUCUGUGCCCCUGGCACCCAGCACCGCCUGUGCUGCUGGUGCCACACUCUGCCCCUCCCGCAGUGCGGCGGACGCUGAAGAGUGGGCUCAGUGAUGAGCUGGUGCAGGCGCUGGGCCUGGGGCGGGCGCCCGGCAUGGACGUCUGAGGGGGC